AUGGAUAGCUGGAGAGUCGCUGUUCUGGGUGAUGGUGGUGUAGGUAAAACUGCUUUGGCUGUUCAGUUUACUCUGAAUUGUUUCGUCGGUAAGUUAUCCGCUAUUACCUAUGACCCCACAAUAGAAGACGCGUAUAGGAAGCAAUUAAUUGUGGACAACAAGAUGUGCUUUGUGGAAGUUAUUGACACUGCCGGUCAAGAGGAAUACGCAACUCUCCGUGAUCAAUGGGUGAGAGAGGGCCAAGGUUUUAUUCUUGUGUACUCGAUUGCUUCACGAUCCACCUUCGAACGGCUUGAAGUUUUCCGACAGUCAAUGCUCAAAGUUAAACGGCAAAAACCAAUUUUCAUGUUGGUGGGAAACAAAUGUGACAAGACAUAUGAGCGUGAGGUAUCGCGCGAAGAGGGCAUAGCGCUGGCACGAUCAUUUGGAUGCGAAUUCAUGGAGACAUCGGCCCGGACGGCGUACAAUGUGGAGCUUCUCUUCACCAACCUUGUCCGUGCGCUGCGGCAGACUAAACGACUGGAGACCGGCCCCGGUGGCAAGCAGGACAAGCCUCUGAAGGAUCCGAAGAAGCCCAAAUGCGUAGUGAUGUGA
Molecule: messenger RNA, 594 nt
Organism: Pisolithus orientalis
Lineage: Eukaryota; Fungi; Basidiomycota; Agaricomycetes; Boletales; Pisolithaceae
Product: small GTPase superfamily
Exons: 5
Coding region: 1-594 (197 amino acids)
Biological process (GO): signal transduction
Cellular component (GO): plasma membrane
Molecular function (GO): GTPase activity; GTP binding; GDP binding
Source: RefSeq, a predicted model, not a curated record